ACCAUGUAGUUUGACGUAUCACACAUCAGAAGGCUUUUGGCUAGAAACUUGUGUUUAUUUUCUUUAGCGGAGACCAAGUUAUUCUUGGUUCUAUCGUUAUUCUUGACAGGUACACAGUUGAAUAUAUAAGUCGCUGUGUAAUACCGAAGAAAGUCUAAAACUUGUUACAAAACGGUCCCUUGGACGAUAAAUACACUAGCGUUGGGGUUAGUAGUUAGCUAAUUCUGUAGCUAAUUAGCUAGCUAGCAACAACAAGGAAAGAUGGGGUCGAUUCUUAGUCGGAGAAUCGCUGGCGUUGAGGAUAUUGAUAUCCAGGCGAAUUCUGCAUACAGAUUUCCACCGAAAUCGGGGAAUUACUUUGCCAGCCAUUUUUUCAUGGGAGGGGAGAAAUUUGACACUCCCCAUCCAGAGGGUUACCUAUUUGGAGAAAACAUGGAUCUGAACUUCCUUGGAAAUAGGCCUGUACAAUUUCCGUACGUGACCCCGGCACCUCAUGAGCCUGUGAAGACCCUGAGAAGUCUGGUCAAUAUCAGAAAGGACUCCCUGCGCUUGGUCAGGUACAAAGAUGACACUGAUGCUCCAGUAGAGGAAGGAGGGAAGCCAAAGGUUCUGUAUGGUGUGGAGUUCACAUUUGACGCUGAUGCUCGUGUGGCUAUCACCCUGUAUUGCCAAGCUUUUGAGGAAUUCACCAAUGGGAUGGCAAUGUACAACCCAAAGGGCCCAGCCCUGGUUUCUGAGACUGUACACUAUAAGAGGGGUGUGAGCCAACAUUUCUCCCUGCCUUCUUUCAAAAUCGAUUUCACCGACUGGAAGGAGGAGGAUCUGAACUUUGACCUGGACCGGGGUGUCUUCCCCAUGGUGAUCCAAGCUGUAGUGGAUGAAGGGGAUGAUUGCUUCGGACAUGCACAUGUGCUGCUGGCAGCCUUUGAGAGACAUGUAGAUGGCAGUUUCUCCGUCAAGCCUCUGAAGCAGAAGCAAAUUGUGGAUCGUGUGAGCUACCUGCUGCAGGAGAUCUAUGGAAUUGAAAACAAAAACAACCAAGAGACCAAGCCGUUGGAGGAUGAGAACAGUGACAACAGCAAUGAGUGUGUUGUUUGUCUGUCAGACCUCCGAGACACCAUCAUUCUGCCCUGCAGACACCUGUGUCUCUGCAACUCCUGUGCUGACACCCUGCGUUACCAGGCCAAUAACUGUCCUAUCUGCAGACUGCCCUUCCGAGCCUUGCUGCAGAUCAGAGCUGUGAGGAAGAAGCCUGGGCCGCUGUCCCCUGUCUCUUUCAGCCCUGUACUGGCUCAGACCAUGGACCAUGAUGAGCACUCGAGCUCAGACUCGGUUCCCCCAGGCUUUGAGCCCAUCUCUCUGCUGGAGGCCCUGAACGGCCUGCACUCUGUGUCCCCCUCCAUCCCCCCGGCCCCCCUCUACGAUGAUAUUAACUUCUCUGGGAACCUGGUAGGGGAGGGCCGGCCGCUGGGCUCCCCAGAACACUCCGGUGACGGGGGCCUGCAGAAGGGCAAAGUCAGCAAGUCACCUGACAGCACCCUGAGGUCGCCCUCAUCACCUAUCCAGGAGGAGGAUGAGGAGAAGCUGUCUGAGAUGUCGGACGCCCAGCCUCACACACUGCUCUCCAGCAGCCCUGCUCCCACCGAGGCCACUGCAGCCGAGGAUGUACCGGAGUCCAUCUCCCCAGAUGAUGAGGACAGGCUGCACUCUGGAGGAGAGAGAGAGAUCCUUCAGGACUACAGAAGUGAACACCGCAGCCUGACCAAAACAGAGAGUGACCCGCCAGGGGACCUGUCUCUGCCAGCUCUAGGUCCUGAUGCCUGCUCUAUUGGUAUGGAGGAAUAAAUGUGGGUCAUCAGAGAGCCUGAAGAGUCAGAGUACCAACUGCUCCAGCCAGCCCCUCCUGUGUCCCCCCAGCAGCCUUCACAUGGAGGAUGAGCAACUUGACCCCUAAUCUCUGGGCCCAAUGGUUCUCCCUCUCUGGCUGAGUCCCAAUUCACUUUCUUGCAUGUAUUUAACAAUGGUGGAAACUCCCUCCAGUCAAUAAUUACACCAAUCCAAUGCUUUUAAAUCCAUGACGGGGAGUGUGAAAGUGCACAUUUAGCCUGGAUGGAAAAUUUGGACUUGGUCUCCUC
Messenger RNA from Oncorhynchus gorbuscha (pink salmon), 2135 nucleotides. Its product is annotated as probable E3 ubiquitin-protein ligase MGRN1. Lineage: Eukaryota; Metazoa; Chordata; Actinopteri; Salmoniformes; Salmonidae. Gene Ontology annotation, molecular function: ubiquitin protein ligase activity. The transcript has 16 exons. Gene Ontology annotation, biological process: endosome to lysosome transport; negative regulation of G protein-coupled receptor signaling pathway; protein ubiquitination. The record is from RefSeq and is a predicted model, not a curated record. Bases 262 to 1845 code for a protein of 527 amino acids. Gene Ontology annotation, cellular component: nucleus; cytoplasm; early endosome.